Messenger RNA from Vittaforma corneae ATCC 50505, 579 nucleotides. Its product is annotated as apurinic endonuclease (APN1). The transcript has a single exon. Gene Ontology annotation, molecular function: DNA binding; phosphoric diester hydrolase activity; DNA-(apurinic or apyrimidinic site) endonuclease activity. Gene Ontology annotation, biological process: base-excision repair. Gene Ontology annotation, cellular component: mitochondrion; nucleus. NCBI's taxonomy places the organism in Eukaryota, Fungi, Microsporidia, Nosematidae. The record is from RefSeq and is a predicted model, not a curated record. The coding region runs from base 1 to 579 and encodes 192 amino acids.
AUGAAGCUGAUUGGCGCACAUCUUUCAAUAGCGAAAGGUCUUCACACUGUGCAGAAACAAAUGGACAUUUUGGGUUGUGAAACUUGUGCAAUAUUCUUAAAAAAUCAGAGGAAGUUUGAAUCUUCUGAACUAAGCUUGGCGGAAAUUGAAAAAUUUAGAAAAACAGUGAGGAAUCCCACAAUAAUUCUACCGCAUGGCUCAUAUUUGAUCAAUUUGGCCAAUCCUGAUACUGUAGAGAAAAAUAUGACAUGUUUUUUGGAUGAUUUGAGGAGAUGUCACAAGCUAGGAAUACAACUGUAUAAUCUCCAUCCAGGAUCGGAUACUAAAAAGAUAGGGACUGCAGCAGCCACUAAGCUUAUUGCCGACAAUAUAAACAGAGCCAUGGAGGAAGUUCCUAACAUAUCAAUUUGUAUUGAAAAUAUGGCUGGACAGGGGAAUGUCCUAGGAAAGACCUUUGAGGAACUAAGAAUGAUAAUUGAUAAUGUAAAAGACAAGCAAAGAAUAGGAAUAACAUUGGAUACAUGCCAUUUAUUUGUUGCAGGAUUUGAUAUUAGAACAGAUGAAUCUUUUGAGAAGUAA